CACCAGAUGUCUUUCUUCCUGACUGAGAUGUUUCUGUGGUCUUUAAAGACUAACUUACAUAUUAGAGAUGACGAUAUUGGGAUCCACCAGUACUAUGACAAGAAAGAUCCAGCGUCACAGAUGAAGCAUGGUUACUUAGAAGAGAAGGAAAAGCUAGCAGAAUCUCGAGAUUAUCCUUGGAUACUGAAAAACAAGCGACCAGACAAACUGCGAGAUGCACUAAAGGAGGUAGAGGACUUAAUGCAGAACGGUCAAUGUGUGCUCAGCAAAUGGAAGAACAAACACGUCUGUCAGCUCCUCUUUCACUCAGGUAUAUUGGUGUCCCUAAGCCUUUCUGGGCCACAGCUGGAGAAAGUGGUGAUUGACAGGACCCUGGUGGGGAAGCUCAUCUCCAACACCAUCAGUGAUGCUGUACUUACAGAUAAUUUCAUCAUCUUGUCAUUUGAGGACCAGAACCAGCUCUGCUUUAUUCAGUUCACAAAAAAGAUGGAUCCUCCAGAUGUAAACAAAAGACUGGAAAAACUCUCUUGUUUGGACUUUAAGAUUUCCUAUAUUGAUAUACAUGGACCAGAAGGUAGAAGGAUGAAACGUCACCUGGCAAUAAACUGUAUGCAAGAUAUGGUCAUUUGCUGGUGGUCAGCAACUAGUGAUGGAGCAUGGCCUUGGCCUCCUAUUUCCUGUGAGAGGGACAGAGCCAACCUAUUGCUGUUAGGCUGUGCAAAUGGCAAAUUGGAGGUUCUGAGCUAUAUCCGCACGGAAUGGGAUCCGCUUGAUGCAAGCUUCAGCACUAAUCAGCCUUAUCAGGUUUACACAGUAGAGCACUCCAUCUCUGCAGACAAAAAGCCCAUGGCUGACAGCUGCAUCUACAAGUGUGUUCGGAACAAAAUUCAGUGUGCCACAGUCACCAGAAUACCGCUACAAUCCAAGGCCAUCAGCUGUUGCAGAGAUGUUACAGAAGACAAACUAGUCCUGGGCUGUGAGGAUUCGUCAAUAAUUCUGUUUGAAGCCUACAACCAAGUGACUUUGUUAGCCCAAGCAGAACUGCUGCCUGCCUUAAUAACCUACCAUCCUUCUGGAGCCAUAUUCAUGGUUGGCAGCUCUCAAGGGGAGCUGCAAGUUUUUGACACAGCACUGUCCCCAAUUAAAAUUCAGCUUGUAGCUCAAGAUUAUUCACCUGAGGCAACUCUGCAAUUCAGUAAACACUUUAACGUGCCUAGCAGCCUCAUCCAGAUCCAGUGGGCUGCUCCUCAGGUUGCAUCUGCCAGCACCAGUGGCAUGGAUAUUCAUGAUCUUUUGUUGGUUAGAUUCGACAAAGGACCCUUAGGAGUACUUCAUUUUAAACUUGGUGUGAUCACAAGAGGACAGCUGGGCCUUGUGGAAAUCAUCCACCAGUACAUUCGUUAUGAUGAGGUACAUGAGGCAAUUAAUGUCCUGAACACAAUGAACUGGAACACAAUGGGUCGUCAGUGUUACAUAUGCUUGAGUGCCAUUGUCAAUCACCUUCUUAAACAAAAGCUUACACCAGACAGAGAAGCACAGCUUGAGGCAAGCCUUGGAACCUUUUAUGCUCCAACACGACCUCUCUUGGAUGAAACCGUGCUGGAGUACAGGGACCCAAUCAGCAGAUAUGCAAGAAGGUUCUUCCACCACCUGCUCAGAUAUCAAAGAUUUGAAAAAGCCUUUCUGCUAGCUGUUGACAUAGGUGCUCGGGACCUGUUCAUGGACAUCCAUUACCUUGCACUAGAUAAGGGUGAAUUGGCACUAGCUGAAGUGGCAAAGAAAAAGGCUAAUGACAUUGAUGCAGAAUCAAUAACUACUAGAAUUGGACUUCUGGGGCAGUCAGAUGAGGAAGACCCAUCUCAGGAAGCUUUCAUUGUCCAGUCUCCAGAGCAUGGAGGAGAGCAUGAGCCACCUGCUCCGGGUCCAGCCAUCAGACUGCCAGCACAGAGCUGCUCCCAAAGAUCCACCAGCAGCAGACAGGCAGAGGACACAGAACUUAAGCCUGGAGUGGAUGGCCACACCGCCUCCCUGAUGGGGAAACGCUCUUCCAGUAAGCGGGAAGGAAACUUGAGAGCAGUUCCUUCAGAGCAGGAGACUGGAAACAGCGGGUCUCUCAAAGUCGUGCACUUCGGGAUGGUGUGACUGACCUGCCAGAGCAAAGAAGGGGAAACCUCACCAAGGUGGUGA
Colius striatus (speckled mousebird) is the source of this 2187-nucleotide messenger RNA. It is a transcript of the gene WDPCP, whose product is annotated as WD repeat containing planar cell polarity effector. Gene Ontology annotation, cellular component: axonemal basal plate. Gene Ontology annotation, molecular function: protein binding. Bases 7 to 2142 code for a protein of 711 amino acids. The transcript has 17 exons. NCBI's taxonomy places the organism in Eukaryota, Metazoa, Chordata, Aves, Coliiformes, Coliidae. Gene Ontology annotation, biological process: nervous system development; establishment of protein localization; cilium organization. The record is from RefSeq and is a predicted model, not a curated record.